Messenger RNA from Sorex araneus (European shrew), 3838 nucleotides. It is a transcript of the gene PAFAH1B2, whose product is annotated as platelet activating factor acetylhydrolase 1b catalytic subunit 2. The transcript has 6 exons. The coding region runs from base 196 to 885 and encodes 229 amino acids. NCBI's taxonomy places the organism in Eukaryota, Metazoa, Chordata, Mammalia, Eulipotyphla, Soricidae. The record is from RefSeq and is a predicted model, not a curated record.
GCACCGGAAGUGGGGGCGCUGCUGCUGCUGCUGGUGCUGCUGCUGCUGCUGCUGCUGCCGCCGCCGCUGCUGCCGCCGGGGCCCGGGAGGGACGCGCCGGAGCGGGGGCCGCAGGGACGGAGCGAGCGACACACGCGCCUCUCGCCGACGCCGCAGCCGCCCGGGGCCCGCACGGACCCUCCGCCCGAGUGUAGAAUGAGCCAAGGAGACACCAACCCAGCAGCUAUUCCACAUGCGGCCGAAGAUAUUCAAGGGGAUGACAGGUGGAUGUCUCAGCACAACAGAUUUGUCCUGGACUGUAAAGACAAAGAGCCUGACGUCUUGUUUGUGGGGGACUCCAUGGUGCAGCUCAUGCAGCAGUAUGAGAUAUGGCGAGAGCUUUUUUCCCCGCUUCAUGCACUGAAUUUUGGAAUCGGGGGAGACACAACAAGACAUGUUUUGUGGAGACUAAAGAAUGGCGAACUGGAGAAUAUUAAACCGAAGGUCAUUGUCGUCUGGGUAGGCACAAACAACCAUGAAAACACUGCAGAGGAAGUAGCCGGUGGGAUCGAGGCCAUCGUGCAGCUCAUCAACACAAGGCAACCGCAGGCCAAAAUCAUCGUGUUGGGUUUGUUACCUCGAGGGGAGAAGCCGAACCCCUUGAGGCAAAAGAAUGCCAGGGUGAACCAGCUCCUCAAGGUUUCUCUGCCGAAGCUUGCCAACGUCCAGCUCCUGGAUACCGAUGGGGGCUUCGUGCACUCGGACGGUGCCAUCUCCUGCCACGACAUGUUCGAUUUCCUGCAUCUCACAGGCGGGGGCUACGCCAAGAUCUGCAAACCACUCCAUGAACUCAUCAUGCAGCUGUUGGAGGAAACUCCCGAGGAGAAACAAACCAUCAUCGCCUGACCGGCCCGGGCAGAGUGCUAGCUUCCUCCGAUCAGUUCUGUCACUGGCACUACAGAAUCCUUCUCUUUCUUAAGGCACUUUGCAUUGUAGAAUGUUCCGGAUGUUCCCAUAUCUAGUGUUGGGAGGGGAGGAGGGAUCUAAGCUUGUACAUAUAUGGAAGGUUGGUUUGACACGGGAGAAAAAGUUGCCAAGGAAGAUUGUUUGAAUUCAGUUGAAACCAGAAAGGGACUCGCGAGUAACACGUGUGACACGUUCGGUUCCCACUAGGACAGCAUCCAGCCUGAGUGCUGAGCAGAGCGAAGAUUCUUCUCUUGGCCCUUCUUUCUGUGGAGUAUGUCAUGUAUGAUCGUCAGAAUCACACCUACUUGGCUUUAAACCCAGCGUUUCUUUCCAGUUUUUAAGGUUCACGAUUUAGCCUUUUUUUUUUAUCUCGCUUUACUUGUAUGUACUGGCACACAGCGUCAGCCUGGAUGCGGGAGUGCUGGAGUUCCGGCUAUUCUGCUCUCGGUCUUUCCCUCGCCGUCUGGGUGGUAAAGUCUCUCCCCAGGCGGGGGACCCCGGAGGGCAUUGUGUCCGUGCUGCUGACCUGGGCGCACAGCCUUUCCUCGCUGUCCCCCUUCCCUUUUGGGGGGUGGUGGUCUUCGUUGCCAUCACAGAUUUUUUAACCCAUCUUUCACCUGGGCACUCUGGAAGUCCGAGUCCCGGGCCGGUUCCCCUCGGAGCCUGUACUGCUGUGUAGCUCACUGUUGCUUGGUGUUCUGUGCUCUCGAGUCUGUGCAGUGCGCCCAUCUACCGAGUUCUUGUUUGUUGUUCUGCCCCUCAUCCCUGUCACAGUUCCUGUUUGGGAGCCAAGGGGCCCACGGGGAACAAUCUCCCAGAACUCUCGUCUCCUACUCCGUAAGCCCGAGCGUUAUUUCAAGUUUUAAAGUAUCUUUAGGUAUAUAUACUUAAGGUAUAUAUAUAUAUAUAUAUUUUUUUUCUUUUCAAUUGGCCUAGUUUCUAAAUUAUUAUCAGUCCAGAAAAUUUUGGCCUUUUUUCACAGGGAACCACGAAGAGCUGCUCUUCGGAACAGUCAUUUUACAUUUUCCCACCACUAUUGUAAAACAAAGAACUCGGUUUAGUGUAACGUUCAGGGUUUCUCCUUCAUGUAUCUUUGCGGAGGAUUUCUUUCGAGAGUACGCUUUCCGCAUGGCUGACUGGAGUUCGGGAACUGACAGUUUAGUAAACGACGGAACAUGGACAAACUGGAUCUCCACACACAUUUUGGGCUGGACCAGGUGGUGUGAAGUAUACACAUCCAGAUGUGCCUCACAGAGGUUCUGCUGAACGUUCACGUUCCUUUCCUAAGGUGUUAGUCUCCUGUUCUGCUUGCUGGCGGGGGCCUCCUGCCUGCCAGGAGCCCCUUCUUCCGAAGGCUAGAACUCGGGGCUGCUCUUUUCUCCUUUCAAGCUCUUCCUAGGAAUUUUUUUUUUUUUGGUCUUAAAUACAUCCUCUUCUGAAUGUAUCAUGUCUUCAUUAGCAACAGAAAAUACAGUGUUUACUAAACUUGUUUACGAUAUUAAAAUUCCUUUUAUAUUUUUAGUAGCCCGGUUCUUGACUUUCAAGACCGAUUCCACACCCCACCCCGCCCCUCUUAGCUGAAGCAUAGUUCUAGGAAGGAGAAUUAAUGAAGCCAGAACUGUGUGUGUGUGUGAAAAGACAGUUUCCUGCCCAGAUGUUUUGUUUGUUAGCGGGUGGGAGUUUGGUCCGAAUCAGCCCCUAAGGUCACUCCUGCAGCAUGCGCUUUCCACGUCCUUUGGCUGAGCAUUCAAUAACCCCUCACCAGCUGUCCUCCGGCUCCUGUGCUUACGUGCAGAAACUUCGGUGUCAUGGAUAGAGCUACCCCACUGGUAGCCUUUGGACCUCUAGCCUCUUCAAUAAAGUCUGCCCCGUUGCUGAUGUGCAGAGACUGAGUCCGCUUGCAUUUCUUUCCAGCUUCGUUUUGUUUCAUUUUGUUUGCACCGCUUGAGGCAAAAAAAAAUAACCCAUGAAUCUCUUUCUUGAUGGCCAUCACCAAAACUUACUCUUCGCCCCCCUCUUUGGAUUUCUGUCCCUCUUCGUAGACAGGUCGCUAUACAUGUGAUGCAUCGUCCCCGUGAAAUGCCCCCGUCCGUUGUGGUGCAGGGCCAGCGUUGCAGGCAGCUAGCAGAGGGAGUUAACAGUUUCUCUUCCAGCAGGAGCGGAUUCUUCUGCCCACCCGUUUUGUUUUUCUUUUUCCCACAGCAGAUGGCAGCCAUGCUGCCAAGCUGAGGCAUCCUUGGGUCAGCAGAAGCUUGAAGCUGGACUGUCAGGUGUUCUAGAGAUGUGGUGGCUACCACAUAGUCUAGACUUCAGUGCUCAGGAGUACUCUGACUACCGCCUGAAGCACAUUUGGACUGUUUAGGGCCACUGCUGCACCUGACCCAGAUGUCAAGAACCUUAAACUCCGAUCCACCCCCUGGCCCCCACAUUCCCCCUCAAAAAAAAAAAAAAAAAAAGGCAACAAAUCUUGCAUAGCUCAUGCCCUGCUCUUAAAUUCUCUCUGUUAAAAACAAAUUCCAACUUUUUAUUUUUCUUGAACCUAGUCACUGUUUACAGUUGUAUGCUAAAGCCUGAGGUAUUGUCUGUGCUGUGGUUGGUGUAUGAACAUUGCAAAUUUUAUAUUUAUUGCAGUGAAGAAGAGACUAAACGUGUAUGUGGUGAGGAGCAGGACCCGGCUCCUGAAUCCGUGUGGGUGCAUGUGGGAGAAGCGAGCGGGGUUUCUGGAAGGAGGGAUUGUGGGGUGGCUUCUCCCGGGGCUCUGCGUGGGGACCACUGCUGCUAGUUAACUGGACCUCCCCAGAGGACGUUUGUGAUUCUGCUUUGGCAAAGUUUCAUUGACUUGUAGGACUCAUUCUGUUUUAGUGCAUAUUUCAAUAUAAAUGUAAACAUUUCA